Paramormyrops kingsleyae is the source of this 2685-nucleotide messenger RNA. Its product is annotated as serine/threonine-protein kinase pim-3. NCBI's taxonomy places the organism in Eukaryota, Metazoa, Chordata, Actinopteri, Osteoglossiformes, Mormyridae. Gene Ontology annotation, cellular component: cytoplasm. Gene Ontology annotation, molecular function: protein serine/threonine kinase activity; ATP binding. Gene Ontology annotation, biological process: protein autophosphorylation; negative regulation of apoptotic process; regulation of mitotic cell cycle. The record is from RefSeq and is a predicted model, not a curated record.
UGAAACGCAACGCGAAGCACUCAGACAAGAAAUCCUUGGGCGUCUCGUACUAUCUGAUUAAGUAGUGCGUGUAUUUACAUAUCCACCAUCUAUAAAAAAUGAUUUUUGAAAGAUAUUGAAACAUUCAUAUAUUUAAUACGGACUCAUUUUUCGAAUAUAACAACACUUUUGUACAUUUUCAAGGAAACGUCGGCGCAUUCUCGAUUGUUGUUAAGGAUAAUUACCAUGGCGGAGGGAUAUGUACCUUUUUCGGACGUUAAAUGAGUAGAACCGAAUUCGCGGUCAGUCAGAUUGGAGCUGAUCACUGGACGCCGAUAUAUUGUCUUUAACCUGUAUUCUAUUUAUUUGUAUUUAUAUUUAUUUUAUUCGGGGCGUUUUUUGUCGUCCGUACGGUCUGAGCACAAGCUGCUCUGGAAGCCGUGCACGUCGUGCCCGUGUUUCUUUCUGAAUUCUUUUUGUGCGGAGGGCUCGCCUUUGGCUCCGUGUGACGGAGCUGGACUGCGGCGGAGCCGAUAGCCGGACGCCGCCGCCCCCCACCGCUGCUGCUUCACUUAUUUAUAGCUUUUCUGUAUUAUUUUUCGUCGGUGUGUAAACGCGGAGGCGCCUCGACGCGCAGCUCUAACAUGCUGCUCUCCAAGCUGGGCUCCCUGUCGCACAUGUGCAGCCCCGGCGCGAUGGAGCACCUGCCGGUGAAGAUCCAGCUGCAACCAGUGAAGGUCGAGAAGGAGCCGUUUGACAAGGUCUACCAAGUGGGCUCGGUGCUGGGGAGCGGCGGUUUCGGCACCGUGUACGCCGGUAACCGGGUCUCGGACGGGCUGCCGGUCGCUGUCAAGCAUGUGGCGAGGGACCGUGUCACAGAGUUUGGCACCAUUAAUGGCUCAGUUGUGCCCCUGGAGAUUGUCCUGCUGAAGAAGGUGGGUCCCUCAUUCCGGGGGGUCAUCAAGCUGCUGGACUGGUACGAGCGACCCGACGGCUGGCUCAUCGUCAUGGAGAGACCUGAGCCCGUCAAGGACCUCUUCGACUUCAUCACCGAGAAGGGCGCCCUGGACGAGGCCACGGCCCGUGGCUUCUUUCGGCAGGUUCUGGAGGCAGUCCGCCACUGCUACAGCUGCGGCGUGGUUCACCGGGACAUCAAGGAUGAGAACCUGCUGGUGGAUCUGAGCAGUGGAGACCUCAAGCUCAUCGACUUCGGCUCGGGGGCGAUCCUGAAGGACACGGUCUACACUGACUUUGACGGCACCAGAGUCUACAGUCCACCGGAGUGGAUCAGGUACCAUAGAUACCACGGGCGCUCGGCAACGGUGUGGUCCCUGGGCGUGCUGCUCUAUGACAUGGUGUGCGGAGACAUCCCCUUUGAGCAGGAUGAGGAGAUAUUACGUGGACGUCUCUACUUCAGGAGGAGGUUGUCUGCUGAAUGCCAGCAGCUAAUCCGGUGGUGCCUGUGCCUGCGGCCUUCGGACCGGCCCACACUGGAGCAGAUCUUUGAUCACCCGUGGAUGCGUGUGCCGGAGGAGCCGGAGACGGCGGGGCGGGGCAUCCGGCUGGGGGCCAUCAGCAGCGACGGCUCCAGCGACGGCUCUGGCACUAGCUCCGGCGAGGAGGGCCUGUAGAGCACAAAGUGGACUGUGUGGGCCCCGCCCUGCCCUUUCCUUCUGGGAACUGUAAUUUAUUAUGGUUUGUUAUUCCUUUAGUAUUAUUUUUUUAUAAUUUCUGAAUGGUUUCCCCAUGGGGAACGCUUGCGGGUGGUCUAACCAGCACUUUUAAUUUAUUUGUUUUUUAAUUUUGUUCCGAGGCUGGUUUAUAUUUUCUGCAACUUACGGACGCGCUGCUCUCAUAGAGCUCAGCCGACGUUCAUCAGACUGUCUCCUUUUGAGUUUUCAGUGCCUUUUUGAAAGCUGCUUUGUGGGGCUUUCGUUGUCAGAGUGUUUGUAAGCUGUACAGACGGUGCACCCUCCCCCUACCCCCAGCCCCACCCCCCAGGCAUGCGCGUUACCGGUCGGCGCCGAGUCGCAUGAUUAGGGGUGGGACCCAUGCUCACAGCAGAAUACUUGAAGCUCACACUCCCAACGCACACCCGUGGUACCUGCUGCUCAUUCACACUUCUACCUGCAUCCGGCCAGCCCCCCUUACCCCGAUUUUGUUUAUUGACAACACCCCCCCACCCCCAGCCCUGCUGUCUGACUGCUGACACUACACGCCUCUGCCCCACCCCACCCCUAUCUGCCAGGCACAACCAAUGCAAUAUUCAUUGACUCAGUUAAAUACACUGCAAUAUUGUAUCUAUGUACAUUUUUCCCAUGUAUUUAUUUGUAAACAUUCCACCCUGGAUAUUUAUUUAUUGCCUUUCUUAUUAAAGUGGACUUUGCCCGCAGUCUCACUGCAGCCUUGACCCGCUUCUGCCCCCUUUUCCCCCCCCAAAACGUAACGUUGACCUGCUGUCUCAAAGCAGAAUCCAUGCUUUAAUUUGAGGAGCAAUGGUGGGUGCUUGUGGGGGGAGGGGCUUGUGUAGUCUGUUCAAUAGGUGUCACCUAUUUAACUUAAUGGGGCAGGAGGGAACUGUGCUUGCUGUUGUUGAAUUGAAGCCCACUGUUGGAUUUAUUUAAUUUUUGUCUUUAAGUUGGUGUGAAAUUCAGUGAUGGAGCCUAUUUUUAUACAAAAAGUUCAAUUAAAUUUUUUUGUACUUAA